GGUCCAGCAGCUGUUUUCUCUUCACCUGGCCUCCGUUCAUCACUGACUAUACUCUGAAGCCUGAUCUCACCUGUCCUCAGACCUGAACCCACAGUGCAGCCAUGGGGGACGCGGAGAUGUCAGUGUAUGGGCCGGCAGCCUCGUACCUGAGGAAGUCAGACAAGGAGCGCAUGGAGGCAUCCACGCGCAUAUUCGACAUAAAGAAGGAGUGCUUCAUCCCGGAUCCAGUGGAAGAGUUUGUGAAGGCAUCCAUCACCAGCCGAGAUGGAGACAAGGUCACUGUGGAGACGCAGAAUGGGAAGACUGUGACCGUAAAGGACACGCAGAUUCUGCAACAGAAUCCCCCAAAGUUUGACAAGAUUGAGGACAUGGCCAUGUUGACCUUCCUCCACGAGCCUGCUGUGCUGUUUAACCUCAAAGAGCGUUAUGCAGCCUGGAUGAUCUACACCUACUCGGGGCUCUUCUGUGUGACUGUCAACCCCUACAAGUGGCUGCCGGUGUACAACCAGGAGGUGGUCGCUGCCUACAGAGGAAAGAAGAGGAGUGAAGCUCCUCCUCAUAUCUUCUCCAUCUCUGACAAUGCCUAUCAGUACAUGCUGGCAGACCGUGAGAACCAGUCGAUUCUGAUCACCGGAGAAUCUGGUGCGGGAAAGACUGUCAACACAAAAAGAGUCAUCCAGUACUUUGCCAGUAUUGCAGCUGGAGGAGUAAAGAAAGACUCCAACACUAAAGACAAGGGAACCCUGGAGGAUCAAAUCAUCCAGGCUAAUCCUGCUCUGGAGGCCUUUGGGAACGCCAAGACCAUCAGGAACGACAACUCCUCUAGAUUUGGUAAAUUCAUCAGAAUUCAUUUUGACAACCGAGGAAAACUGGCCUCUGCUGAUAUUGAAACUUACCUUCUGGAAAAGUCUCGUGUGACCUUUCAGCUCAAAGCUGAGAGGGACUACCACAUCUUCUACCAGAUCUUGUCUCAGAAAAAGCCUGAGCUUCUGGAGAUGUUGCUCAUCACCAACAACCCCUAUGACUACGCCUUCAUCUCCCAAGGAGAGACAACCGUAGCCUCCAUCAAUGACGCUGACGAGCUGAUGGCCACUGACGAUGCCUUUGACGUGCUGGGCUUCACUCAAGAGGAGAAGAACGGCAUUUACAAGCUGACUGGAGCCAUCAUGCACCACGGCAACAUGAAGUUCAAGAACAAGCAACGAGAGGAGCAGGCCGAGGCUGACGGCACUGAAGUUGCGGACAAAGUUGCAUACCUGAUGGGCCUGAACUCUGCUGACCUCAUCAAAGGUCUCUGUCACCCAAGAGUCAAAGUAGGAAACGAGUGGGUCACCAAGGGUCAAAAUGUCGCUCAGGUGACCUACGCUGUUGGGGCUUUAUCUAAGGCUGUCUAUGAGAAGAUGUUUCUCUGGAUGGUCAUAAGAAUCAACCAGUCACUGGAGACCAAACAACCCCGCCAGUACUUCAUUGGUGUACUGGACAUCGCUGGAUUUGAGAUCUUUGAUUUCAACACCUUCGAGCAGCUGUGCAUCAACUUCACCAAUGAAAAACUGCAACAGUUUUUCAACCACCACAUGUUUGUGCUGGAGCAGGAAGAGUACAAGAAAGAGGGCAUUGAAUGGACUUUCAUUGAUUUUGGUAUGGACCUGCAGGCCUGUAUCGACCUGAUUGAAAAGCCCAUGGGUAUCAUGUCCAUCCUUGAAGAGGAGUGCAUGUUCCCCAAAGCCUCAGACACCAGCUUUAAAGCUAAGCUCUACGACAACCAUCUGGGAAAAUCUGCAAACUUCCAGAAGCCCAGAGUUGUCAAAGGGAGACCAGAGGCCCAUUUUGCCCUGAUGCAUUACGCUGGAACUGUUGAUUAUAACAUCAACAACUGGCUGGUGAAGAACAAAGAUCCUCUAAAUGAGACUGUUGUUGGACUCUACCAGAAGUCAAAUCUAAAGCUGUUAUCUGUACUCUUUGUACAUUACGCUGGAGCUGACUCAGCUAUGGGCGAGGGUACUGAGGGCAAGAAAGAGAAGAAGAAGAAGGGAUCCUCAUUUCAGACUGUGUCCGCUCUUCAUAGGGAGAACCUGAACAAGCUGAUGACCAACCUGCGGUCCACUCACCCUCACUUUGUGCGCUGCAUCAUCCCCAAUGAGACCAAGACUCCUGGGGCCAUGGAGAACCCUCUGGUGAUGCACCAGCUGCGCUGUAACGGUGUGCUGGAGGGCAUCAGGAUCUGCAGGAAGGGCUUCCCCAACAGGAUCCUCUAUGGAGAUUUCAAACAGAGAUAUCGCAUCCUGAAUCCUGCUGCCAUCCCUGAGGGUCAGUUCAUUGACAGCAAAAAGGGAGCAGAGAAACUUCUUGGGUCUCUGGACAUUGACCACAACCAAUACAAGUUUGGACACACAAAGGUGUUCUUCAAGGCUGGACUGCUGGGUCUCCUUGAAGAGAUGAGAGAUGAGCGUCUCUCCAAAAUCAUCACUGCUAUUCAAGCAAGAGCCCGUGGCCUUUUGUCACGUAUUGAGUAUCAGAAAAUGGUGGAACGCAGAGAUGCACUAUUGGUGAUCCAAUGGAAUGUGCGUUCAUUCAUGGGGGUCAAGAAUUGGCCCUGGAUGAAGCUGUUCUUCAAGAUCAAACCUCUGUUGAGAUCUGCUGAAGCAGAGAAAGAGAUGGCCAACAUGAAGGAAGAAUUCUUGAAACUGAAAGAGGCUUACGCAAAAUCUGAAGCCCGCAGGAAGGAACUAGAGGAGAAAAUGGUCUCUCUUCUCCAAGAAAAGAAUGACCUGCAGCUCCAAGUUCAAGCAGAGCAAGAUAACCUCUGUGAUGCAGAAGAAAGAUGUGAGGGGCUGAUCAAAAAUAAAAUUCAACUUGAGGCAAAAGCCAAAGAGCUGACAGAGAGGCUGGAGGAUGAGGAGGAGAUGAACGCUGAACUUACAGCUAAGAAGAGGAAGCUGGAGGAUGAGUGUUCAGAGUUAAAGAAGGACAUUGAUGACUUGGAGUUAACUCUGGCCAAAGUGGAGAAAGAGAAGCACGCCACUGAGAACAAGGUGAAGAACCUGGUCGAGGAGAUGGCAGCUCUGGAUGAAAUCAUUGCUAAGCUGACCAAAGAAAAGAAAGCGUUACAGGAAGCUCAUCAGCAAACACUGGAUGACCUGCAGAGUGAAGAAGACAAAGUCAACACUCUGACCAAGGCCAAGGCUAAGCUGGAGCAGCAAGUAGAUGAUCUUGAAGGAUCUCUUGAGCAAGAGAAGAAAGUGCGUAUGGACCUCGAGAGAGCCAAGAGGAAGUUGGAGGGAGACUUAAAGUUGAGCCAAGAGACUGUAAUGGAUCUGGAAAAUGACAAGCAACAGCUGGAGGAGAGACUGAAGAAGAAAGACUUCGAGGUCAGCCAGCUGAACGGUAGAAUCGAGGAUGAGCAGGCGAUAACCAUUCAGCUUCAAAAGAAACUGAAGGAGCUCCAGGCCCGCAUUGAGGAGCUGGAGGAAGAGCUGGAGGCAGAGCGAGCUGCCCGAGCUAAGGUGGAGAAGCAAAGAGCAGACUUGGCCAGAGAGCUGGAGGAGAUCAGUGAGAGGCUGGAGGAGGCUGGUGGAGCAACAUCUGCCCAGAUUGAGAUGAACAAGAAGAGGGAGGCAGAGUUCCUGAAGCUCCGCAGAGACCUUGAAGAGGCCACUCUGCAGCACGAAGCCACUGCUGCCACUCUCAGGAAGAAACAGGCCGACAGUGUCGCUGACCUCGGAGAGCAGAUUGACAACCUGCAGAGAGUCAAACAGAAACUGGAGAAGGAGAAGAGUGAGCUCAGGCUGGAGCUGGAUGAUGUGGUCUCCAAUAUGGAACAUAUUGUCAAGUCUAAGACUAUCAUGGAGAAGAGCUGCCGAACUUUGGAGGAUCAGAUGAAUGACUACAGGAGCAGGUGUGAUGAAUAUCAGAGAUCCCUUAAUGACUUCACCACCCAAAAAGCCAAGCUUCAAGCUGAGAAUGAUGAGUAUUCAAGACAGCUGGAGGAGAAGGAGUCACUGAUCUCUCAGCUGACCAGAGGGAAGAAUUCCUACAACCAACAACUUGAGGAUCUGAAAAGACAACUCGAGGAAGAAGUCAAGGCCAAGAAUGCCCUGGCCCAUGCAGUGCAGUCUGCUCGGCAUGACUGUGACCUGCUCAGAGAGCAGUAUGAAGAAGAGCAGGAGGCCAAGGCUGAACUCCAGCGCGGCAUGUCCAAGGCCAACUCUGAGGUGGCUCAGUGGAGAACUAAGUACGAAACUGACGCCAUCCAGAGAACCGAGGAACUGGAGGAGGCAAAGAAGAAGCUGGCUCAGCGUCUGCAGGACGCCGAGGAGGCUGUGGAAGCAAUGAAUGCUAAAUGUUCCUCUCUGGAGAAGACCAAACACAGACUGCAGAAUGAGAUUGAAGAUCUCAUGGUAGAUGUGGAGAGGUCAAAUGCUGCUGCGGCUGCUCUGGACAAGAAGCAAAGAAACUUUGACAAAGUCCUCUCUGAGUGGAAGCAGAAGUACGAGGAGUCUCAGUGUGAGCUGGAGAGCUCUCAGAAGGAGGCCAGGUCUCUGAGCACUGAACUCUUCAAACUGAAGAACUCCUAUGAGGAAGCUCUGGAUCAUCUGGAGACUAUGAAGAGGGAGAAUAAGAAUCUACAAGAGGAGAUCUCUGACCUCACUGAGCAACUCGGUGAGGGAGGAAAAACCAUUCAUGAGUUGGAGAAGGUCCGUAAGCAGCUUGAGCAAGAGAAGGGUGAGAUUCAGUCGGCCCUGGAAGAAGCAGAGGCUUCCCUGGAGCAUGAAGAGGGCAAGAUCCUGAGAGCUCAGCUUGAGUUUGCCCAGAUUAAGGCGGAAAUAGAACGCAAACUAGCCGAGAAAGAUGAGGAGAUGGAGCAGACAAAGAGGAAUCUGCAGAGGACCAUUGACACCCUGCAGAGCUCCCUUGAGGCCGAAACUCGCAGCAGGAACGAGGCCCUCCGUUUGAAGAAGAAGAUGGAGGGAGACCUCAAUGAGAUGGAGAUCCAGCUUAGCCAGGCCAACAGGCAGGCGGCCGAGGCCCAGAAACAACUGAAGGCUGUUCAUGCACAUCUGAAGGAUGCUCAGCUCCAGCUGGAUGAGUCUCAACGAGCCAACGAUGAUCUCAAAGAGAACAUUGCUAUCGUUGAGAGGCGCAACAACCUGCUGCAGGCUGAAGUGGAAGAACUGAGGGCUGCUCUGGAGCAAACUGAGAGAGGUCGCAAACUUGCUGAACAAGAGCUGCUGGAUGUUAGUGAGAGAGUGCAGCUACUGCACUCACAGAACACCAGUCUUCUAAACCAAAAGAAGAAGCUGGAGGCGGACACUUCCCAGCUUCAAACUGAAGUGGAGGAUGCAGUGCAGGAGUGCAGGAAUGCUGAGGAAAAGGCCAAGAAGGCCAUUACUGAUGCUGCCAUGAUGGCUGAGGAGCUGAAGAAAGAACAGGAUACCAGCGCCCACCUGGAGCGUAUGAAGAAGAACAUGGAGCAGACCAUCAAAGACCUGCAGCACCGUCUGGAUGAAGCUGAGCAGAUCGCCUUGAAGGGAGGGAAGAAGCAGCUCCAGAAGCUGGAGGCCAGGGUGAAGGAGCUGGAAAGUGAGGUGGAGAUGGAGCAGAAGAAAAGCAGUGAAGCUGUAAAGGGAGUCCGCAAAUAUGAGCGCCGUAUCAAGGAACUUACCUACCAGACUGAGGAGGACCGCAAGAAUAUUGCCAGGCUUCAAGAUCUGGUAGAUAAGCUGCAACUGAAAGUGAAAGCCUACAAGAGAUCCUCCGAGGAAGCUGAGGAACAAGCCAAUGUUCAUCUUGGCAAGUUCCGCAAGCUGCAGCACGAGCUGGACGAAGCCGAAGAGAGAGCUGACAUCGCAGAGACUCAGGUCAACAAGCUUCGUGCCAAGAGCCGUGAUGCUGGCCCAAAGAAAGGGUUUGAGGAGGAGUGAACCUGCGGAACCUUUGGAGAAACACUUUGGUGUGCUGUGUGCCAUAGAUCCCCUAAACUAUCACUAUUCACAUCCUGUAGUCCUUAAUAAAACCUCAUUCAGCA
This is a messenger RNA of Labrus mixtus (cuckoo wrasse), 6025 nucleotides long. Its product is annotated as myosin-7. The record is from RefSeq and is a predicted model, not a curated record. The transcript has 39 exons. Gene Ontology annotation, molecular function: ATP binding; actin filament binding; cytoskeletal motor activity. Gene Ontology annotation, cellular component: myosin complex. The coding region runs from base 102 to 5921 and encodes 1939 amino acids. Lineage: Eukaryota; Metazoa; Chordata; Actinopteri; Labriformes; Labridae.